Molecule: messenger RNA, 1283 nt
Organism: Pyricularia grisea
Lineage: Eukaryota; Fungi; Ascomycota; Sordariomycetes; Magnaporthales; Pyriculariaceae
Exons: 2
Coding region: 764-1000 (78 amino acids)
Molecular function (GO): catalytic activity
Source: RefSeq, a predicted model, not a curated record
AAGAAGGUGUGGAUCCCUGACAGGGCUGACGCGCCAGCUUCUAGCCUCAGCUGAAACAAAUGGCACCCGCAGAAUCGAACCAUUUCCUUGUCCUCUUUCCCUCUCUUCGUCCAUGCGACGGCGCAUCCCGCCCAUGCGAUAACGAAAAGGGUUCAAUGAUGCGAUUGCUCCCCGACAACAGCACACCAGAAGAAAAAAUUCCCGAGUUUCGUCUUGCCACGUGCUUUGGUCCCUUUCUUGCUGAACAACGAAUAUUAACGGCAUAUACAAUUGCUCAAACAAGGAUGAAUGGUAACACUACGGUACAGCCAACUGGAUCUCAAGGGGGGGCACAUCACUCCAUUCUUGGCUGAGCCACAUCCCGGCCUUGUCACAAACCCCUGACUAAACAGUUUAACGAUGGGGAUGAGAAGGGGGAAAAAGGAGGGUUUUUCUUUAUCGUAUUGCUUUGAUUUGGCCCGCUUGCCAUCUAAGGGACUCUGUUAUAACAUUCUGGCCUGGUCCGUUUCGAUAUCAUCCUCGUUCAAUGUUGACUUUACUUUUGAGGUUUUGGCAAUUCCGAGUAUACGUCCACAUCCUGUGGACAUCUCAACAUUCAACACUUUCUAUUCUCGACAUUCUUUUUCAUUGUUCAGACUGCCGGUCAGAUAACAAAAUAUUAAUUUGAUCUCAUUUUCUCUUGCUGUUAUCCUAUCGCAGGUCGACCUUGCUCUUGAACAAAUACCCUUUUCCAUCUCUUUCAGCUCUAUACAACUUAACAGCCAUGCCUAUCAUCCCCGUUCUUGAUGGCGAGCUCCUCGUCAAGAGGAUGACUGCCGACAUGCCCGAGAUUGCACACAGCACCCUGGUAAAAAGGUUAGCGGACAUGUACGGUGUCACCAAAAGUAUCCUCGGCGAGGAUCACACAAAGUUGGACGUCUUUGGAGUUAUCCUCGGUAUAACAUUUUUGAUGGGCUUGCUUUACUACUGGGGCAUCAAGAAGGACGGUGCGUGGAAAUGAUGGGUACCGUCAUUUUCUUCUCCUCUGGAGGGAGGAGGCUUCGCCCGAGUCGAUCAGACGACCAAAACCUCAGCGCGGCGAGAUACGGAUCACCAAAAAUAAACGACAGAGUCUGUUCAAUACAGAGAUAUCGUCAUAUACAAAAACCUGACUCUGAACUCGCAUCGAAUCAAACCUUCUCAUCAAUCACGACCACUCGCAGCACGAUCAACCUUUGGGAGAUAUGGCCCCUUGGUUUCAGACUGAAAUCUGGACCUCCAUGCACCGUGGUCGCUUUGGGGGA